This is a messenger RNA of Trichophyton benhamiae CBS 112371, 1779 nucleotides long. RefSeq names its product Mis12-Mtw1 family protein. The record is from RefSeq and is a predicted model, not a curated record. The coding region runs from base 1 to 1779 and encodes 592 amino acids. Gene Ontology annotation, cellular component: MIS12/MIND type complex. NCBI's taxonomy places the organism in Eukaryota, Fungi, Ascomycota, Eurotiomycetes, Onygenales, Arthrodermataceae. The transcript is spliced from 5 exons. Gene Ontology annotation, biological process: cell division; mitotic sister chromatid segregation.
AUGACUGCCGUCCUCGUGGCUACAUGCACUACUACGACGGGACUCGAGCAUCAUCUUGGAAAUAUCAGCUGCAGGCCCGGCGGCGCACCGAUACAGAAUAGAGGAGUCACAGGAGACCAGGAAAAGCUGUUGCUAAGGAUACGCGCCGAUACACAACAGGCCCAGCAGGAUUUAUUGACUGGAUCGCCAGGAUUGGCUAUGUCACAGACGCGCGGGAGGGGGAAGACAUCCGUGACCGCUAAACUUCCCUCCUCAGCGGCCAAAGAAAAUGUAGUGGGGAGGAACGGAAUAAGUGGGUUGGCUGCGAAGAGGAAAGCGAUUGAUUAUGAUGAGGAUGUCGAGGGUUUUCAGUUCACGCGUGCUGGGAAUGUCAAAAAACCGAAGCAGACAAACGGGGUUCUAUUGAAUGGAGCAUCAGACGGUAGCUCAACUCCUGAACUGAGUAGUGCUGCCUCUGUCCUUCGGCAACAGAAGAAAAAGCCUGUAACGUCACGAAAACCGAACGAUAUUAUUGAACCGUCGUCGGAAUCCAUCGAUAAUAGAACUAUGAAACCCAAAUCAAAACGACCGGUCCAAGACAGUACUGAGCCAAUGAACCAGAAACAAUCAAAGUCGCUGAAGAAAAUACAGACGCCAGAUCCAGGACCUAUACAUGUGGCUAAGAAACGAAAACCAGGUAGCAGCAAAGAUUCGGCGCCUAAAAUAACUCCAAAAGAUAACGAGGAAGCGAUCCAGAGUACGCCGGAAGAAAUACGAAAUGCUAGUACCAAAAUCGCACUGCCAUUCGCCGACACCCCCGUCAUCCAGAGAAAUAAGGAUAUGAGGAAAGAAAAAAGCCGCAAAGGCCAGAGGAGAAGCAGCCUUAGUCUUCGUGGUCGUAGAGCGAGCUCCUUGAUAGAUAGCGGAGUAUCAAAUGCUAGCGAGGGGCUUCCUGAGCCGCGACGAAUGAGACAAUUACUCACUUGGUGUGCCACCAGGGCACUUGGUGAGAAGCCGACGGGGUCACGGUCAGAGGACGAAAGCGCCAGGUUGGCUGCCCGCGUUAUUCAAGAAGAGUUACUAAAAGAUUUUGGAGACAGGUCAGACUUGACAGAUUGGUUUAGUCGGCCAGAAACAACCACUCCAGCGGUUGUCAUUAAAAAACCGAACCCAAAAAAUAUACAAAACGCCGACAAGAUAAAGGAGCUAGAAGAACAUAUUCGGCGUCUCCAGGCGGAGCGUCAGUCUCUUGCAGCUCUUAUACGGCCACCAUCGGUACCAAGUAUUGGCACUAAAUCGGAUAUCAUCAAACCCCCUACAUCCAAACCAGACGAUAGACCUGAGCCUUUGCGGCAUGACCCGCCAGCCAUCAACCAAUCUCUCCUUGAUCCAACUCAAGCGUCAAUUUUAAAUAUUCUUGGCCAUUCAGAAUCACGGACCAAAGAAGCCUCCUCAAAAACCGCUAACUCCAGCCCUGAAAUCGAUACCUCCAUAUUAUCAAUAUUAGAGCGCCUAACACGGCUUUCCACUUCCCUAACACCGGCUCUUGACUCCUUUGCAACUGGCAUCCACAAUAUUGAGAUGUUCCGGCAAUCCGCAGACAGCCUCAGCAGCCACAUAUUACGUAUAUGUGCUCGAAGACUGGAGGAGCGAGAUGCACUACAAGGCAAAAAUGCUGAUGUGUUGACGUUGCCUGGAGGAAAAGAGGACGGCAAGAACAGUCUCCAAGGAACAGUAGUCGGCGGAAGGGAAGAUUUAAGCGAUAUUUUAAGAGCUCUAAGCAGGCUUGAGAGGAGAUGA